Messenger RNA from Blepharisma stoltei, 3895 nucleotides. Lineage: Eukaryota; Ciliophora; Heterotrichea; Heterotrichida; Blepharismidae. The record is from the annotation of a GenBank genome assembly.
AUGUCCAAAUUGAUAAAAAGGAUAGGGACUAAGAAGCAAGUUUUUUCCUAUGAUAUCACAGUUCACUAUAUCCAAAUGGCACUAAGUCGUCCAGUUCGCAUCAAUGUAGUUUGAAAAAGAAGUAAAUAGUAAUUAGAAAAGAAAAGAAUUGAAACAAAAAACAAAAAUGCAUUGUCCCCGUCAACAGGGAGUGUAGAAAUCAACGAAACCCUUACGAUGAUAAAUACUCUUUAUCAAGAAAAGUCUGGAGAAUUUUUGAGGAAGAAAGCUUUAUUGACUAUACAGGCUAUUGUUGAUGGCCAAGGCAUGAAAAAGGUCGGGACAUUGAGUUUGAAUAUUUCUGAGUACUAUAAUUCUUCAUUGGAACAGAAGAUUUUCGCAGUUGAAAAGUGUACAGAUAAAAAUGCAAAAAUUUGCAUAUCAAUUCAUGCUCAGCCGCUGGGGGAUUUAGCAAUUGCGGAUAAUAUGAGUGAAGCGUCUGGAGUGACUGGGUUUAGUAUGGGAACAGAAGGAGAUUUUGAUGGUCCGUUGUUUGAUCAAGAUAUAGGGGAUCUUGAAGAAGAAGCUCAUGCUCCAAAGAUUAUCCCGACAAGUAUUGCUAAACAAUCAAUUAAUAGACCGAUAUUGAAGCUGCCUGAGAUUGGGCCUGUUAAUCCUUUAAAAAUUACGCAAGCAUUAUCGCCAAAGCCGCCUCCAGACUCUGAAACACCAGAGCUGAAAGCUAAGCUUGAAGUUUUAGAAAAGGAAAAAGCCCAACUGAAAGCAGAAAAAGACCAGCUCAAAGUAGACCUUGGUGUCCAAUAUGAAAAAGCCAAAAAGGAACGGCAGCAAUACAUAGACUACACCAAAAAGCUCGACACAGAUUUAGACGCUUUAUCAAAAAAGAAUGAAGCACUCACUCCCCCCCCUUUAAAUUGGAACAAAAUAUCGGUAAAAUUUCCACCUUUUUGGUAAAUUAACCCCCCUUUAAAUUGGAACAAAAUUUAAUUUUAUAAUAAAAAAUUAUAUAUAAUUUUUAUCUAAAAAGUUUUGAUAUAAGUUAAAUGUUUCUUCUUAACUAAAAUUAAAAAUUUAUUUAUAUCUUGCUCUUUUUAAAGAAAAAAAGUAUAAAGAGCAUCUUAUUUAAAUAAAUUUAUCAUCCUUAAUUGGUAAAUUUAAAAAAAAAUUAAUUUUUUUUUUUAAAAAUUUUCAAAAAAAUUUUUUUUUUUUGUUGAUAAAAAUGAUAUGUUUUAUUUGGAUAGUUUUGAUAUAAAUUAAAUAGGAAUUCUUUAUAAAAAUUUCAAAAUUUACUUAUUUCUUGCUUUAUUUUAAAGAAUAGAGUAUAAAUAACAUCUUAUUUAAACAAAAUUAGCACUUUGAUCGAUAAAUUUUUCCAAAUUUUUUUUUUUUAAUUUUUUUUAUCAAUAAAAUAAUAAUUUUUGUGUAAAUAAUUUUGAUACCAAUUAAUAGUGGCGUAUUAACUAAUAAUGAAAAUUUAGUUAUAUCUUGCUUUGUUUUAAAGGAUAAAGAGUAAAUAGCGUUUUAUUAAACAAAUUUAUUGAUCUAAUUCGAUAAGUUUUUGAAAUUGUUUUUUUGUUGAAAUUUUUAUAUUUUUUAUAAAAAAUUUUAUAUUGAUAUUUUUUUUAAAAAAAAAAAAUUAACCCCCCUUUAAAUUGGAACAAAAUUUUUAGUUCCAAUUUAAAGGGGGGGGGAGUCAGAGAAAGAAAUGCAAGAAGGAACGAGAAAAUAAAAAUUUUAAAGCAAACCAAAGACAAUUUAUUAAACGAUUUACAAGAAGCAGAAAAAAGCUUAGCUGAUGGACUAGCUGACGAUAAUUAAAAUAUGGCGUCUUCGUCUGGGCAUGGCCUCCCGGCCAUGCAUACUCGACUCAUAUUUUAAUUAUAUCCGGCAAGGUUUUGCAUUUCAGAAACGGACGGCAAUGCUAGGUAAGCAAUUCUGGUUGUGCUCAGAGCCUAGCCCAAGUCUACUUUCGGGAAUGUUUUUUCCUCAUGGGAAAGGAGGCACGUAAGUUGGAAAGGGGAAGCUCAGCCAAGUCCGUUAGGACCAAUCGGGCAACUCCCUAGCGUGAAAACUGGGCGUUACGUCCCAGGCUUCGUGUUUUUCCUUUUUGCCGAAAGCCUACCAGAAAAUCCAUUUUUUAUGGAUUUUCGGAAUGGCAACCCAUGUCCUCAAGCGAAGUAGCUCAAGCAUGAGCCGCCUUAGUCGGCAACACUGCUCCGGAGGCGUGUACUGGAGAUCGAGGCUGACUGGCCCCAGACGGUCGGCGGGCCCUAUGCGGCGAAGAAGCAGCGGGAAGCUCUGGGAGGGGUCACCCCGUGAAUGGCGUUAAAUACAGAACCUAAUAAGUUAAGUUAAGUUAAGUUAAGAUGGACUAGCUGACAAAGAAGCGCUUAAAAAUGAAAAUAAUGAUUUAAGAGAUGAGCUAAGAGUAGCAAAAGAUAACCUUAUAAAGCUAGAAAAACAAAACGAAAGCUUAAAGCAAGAUUUCACAAAUUUAGAAAAUUCUUAUAGAAAUUUACAAGAUAUUAAUGCCCAGAUGAAAAUGGAUUUAGAAUCAAUUAGGCAAGAAUUUGCAGCUUCAAGAGAAACACUCACUGCGAGAGGGAUGGAAAAUGAUGCAGUUUUUAAUGAUUAUAAGAAAAAGACUGAGGUGAUUAUUAAUGAUUAUAAAAGAGAGCUGAAAAAUCUAGAGCAUGAAAGAGAGGAAGCGCUGUCUAAGCAGACUGAGCUGACUUUGGAGCUUCAAAAAACAAAAGCAGAGCUUACUGCUUUUGAAGAAAAGUUCAGGGACCAAAGCAUAAAGCUUGAAAGAGAGCUUAAUCAGCUGAGGGAAAGCAAUACUGAACUUAAUCAAAGGGCUGAAGAAGAGAUUCAAUCUAGAAAACAGCUGAAAGAUAAAAUGGCUGCUGACAAAGCAGAAUUUGAUGGUAAACUUGCAAAAAUGACACAAAAUUAUCAGGAAACUAAAGCCAAAAAAGAGCAACUAGAGCAGUCAAUUUUAGAGUAUGAAAGGCAGCUCCAUAGAAGACAAACUGAGCAAGAAGGAGACACAGUAAAUAUCCAAAAAUUUCAAGAUAAAAUUGAAAGUCUUGAAAAAAAUGCAGCAAGAUUAAAACAAGAAAUAAAAGAGAAAGAUAAAGAAAUUGAAGAGAUUUACAGGCUUAAAGAAGCCUUAGAUGAAGAGAAUACUAUGCUUUCUGAACAGUUAAAGAAAGCUACAACCACUGAAUUCUCAGAUCCUGCAAAUAUAAUACUCCAAGAACAAAUACAAAAUUUAGAGAGCAAGCUGAAAAUGACUGACCACGCAUAUAAAGAAGAAAGAAAUUCGCUAUAUGAGCGUAUAGAAAUUCUUGAAAAACAAAUUGAAAUUUUGGAAGGCAAAAAUGAAGAAAAUUCUGCAUUUUAUGAAGACCAUCUUCACAAAUUAACUGUUGACAACCAAUUAAUGCUAAGAGAAUUAGAAGAGACUAGAAAAGAAAAAUCUUUUACAGCGAAAACAAAUGCAGAAAUGAUAGCUUCUAUGCAAGAAGAACACUAUAAGCAAAAUCUCCACAUGCUUGAAGUAGAAGUAACUGACUUAAAAACAAAACUCUCUCAGUCUCUAGCGGAUUAUAAAACAAUGGAGAAGAAAUACGUAGACUCAAAGCUCAGCUGGGCCAAUGUAGAUCUAGAAAGGGAAACUCUGAUCCAAAAAUAUAAAGACGCCCAAGAGCAGCUGAGAGAUUAUUCUUCCCAAUGCACAGUUAUGGAAGUUGAGCUGUAUAAAAUCAAUGAAAGGUUUGGACAGACAUUAAACAAUUACAACGAGCUUGAAAUGGAAAAUCAUAAUUUGAGACAGAAGCUAGAAGAAUAUGAAAAGCCAAACGCUGGGAAAAAGAAAAAAAAGUUAUUUUAA